This is a messenger RNA of Poecilia reticulata (guppy), 3126 nucleotides long. Lineage: Eukaryota; Metazoa; Chordata; Actinopteri; Cyprinodontiformes; Poeciliidae. The record is from RefSeq and is a predicted model, not a curated record.
GUUCUUGGAAAUGGAUACCUUUGUAUGUGACAAACUAAACCAGUGGGGUCUCAGUGAGUUUAUUGAAAUAUUUAAAGAUCAAGGGGUUGACACAGAGAACCUUUAUUGUCUUGAGGAUGAAGAUAUUAACAAGCUGAUAACAAAAGUGGGACCGAGAGCAUGGUUCAAAAAGAGACUCAAACAGUUAAAGGAAGAAGAAAAUACUAAUGGUGAAAAAGAAGUUUGUCCUAAAUCAUGCCAAGAGCAGAAUAAAGAUGCAACUGAUUUGACAAAGAUUUUACCCUCCACGAGUAAUACAGCAAAGCGAAAACUUGACCUUCAGGAAGAAUCUAACAUAAAGAAACCAAAGCGACAGAAUAAAAGAUCUCAAUUCACAGAAUCAAUGAUACUGAGUGAUGCGAAAAACAUAAUGACACAUGUUCAUGCUAAGCUACAAAACCAAGAGACCACAGAUCUUAAUGAAUUCCUGAUGACCAAAAUUAGAGAUUUGGAAACRGACAAAAGGGAGCUGGUUGGUGUGUUUGGUAAAACUGGAGCUGGAAAGACCUCAUUGAUUAAUGCAGUCAUUGGUGUGAAGAAACUUUUGCCAUCUGGAGAUGUAGAUGCAUGUACCUCGGUUAUGAUCAAAGUGGAGGCAAACGCUCUCAACUCGAAUUAUGAAGCAGAGAUCGAAUUCAUCAACAAAGAGGAGUGGGAAGAUGAGUUAGGGAGCGUAGACCGCUUUCUUGAGGAUGACGAAGAUCAGGAGAAGCAUGACGAUGAUGAAGAGAACGAUGGCUAUCAUGACCUUAUUGAGAAGCUUACAGCACUUUAUGGAGAGGAAUGGAAACAAAAAUCAUCACAGCAGCUCAUGGAUAACAGAUACUUCAGAGAGAUUCCAGAGUUUMUUCAGUCCACAAAGAAGAUUUUAACUUAUGAAUCGGCUAUAGAGCUAUCUGCAAAAAUGUUGAAGUACACCAAACAAGGAGAAGACAAAGAUAUAAAACGGUGGUACUGGCCUCUUGUGAAGUGUGUCACUGUCAAAGUACCACAAAAUAAUUUUCUCCAGCAUGUCACUCUUGUGGACCUUCCUGGAAAUGGAGACCGUAACAAGAGCCGAGAUUCAAUGUGGAAAAAGAUUGUUGGAAACUGUUGUACGGUGUGGAUCGUAUCUGAAAUCAACAGAGCAGCAUCUGAUAGAGAAUCCUGGGAGAUCCUGAAAAGUGCCAGUAAUUUCCUUGGAAACGGUGGCGAGUGYCGAUACAUUCACUUCAUCUGCACCAAGUCUGAUGUUUUAGGAGAUUUACAUGAUCSUUCACCAGCUGACGUUCAGGCCUUGAUCCUAAAUAGAAACUUAAAAGCCAAGGAAGCAGUGGGCAAAGAAUUCAACAAGCUAAAUAAGAUAAAGAAAUAUUUUAGUAAUGAGUGUUUUAAAGUCUUCACAGUGAGCUCUGCAGAGUUUCUGAAACCAAAAAAUCUAAAGCUGGAGGACACUGAAAUUCCCGAGCUUCAARWAUUUUUGCAAAAUCUAAACGACUCUCACUCAGUGACACUAAACUACAUUUCUGGUGCUCAAGGGAUUCUGUCUUUGAUUCAAGGRSCCAACUUGAAAAAAGUGGCUGACUGUUACAAAGUUGUGUGUGACGACCUUGAGGCAAACCUGAACUGUCAACUUUAUGGAAUCAGAGAUGAAAUGUGUGACAUCUACAGCACCUUUAUAAAAUGUCUUGAUGAAGGAGUUGAAACUUCCAAAAGUUCUUGUAAAAAUAUCCUGAGAUUCUUCUUAUAUCCUACAGGAAAGAGUGAAAGUGCUCAAUACUACAUCCUGACGAGUGUCGUCAAAAAUGGUGGCAUCCACAAACCAAAAAAGGGGAAAGAAAUAAAUYUCAACAUGAAAUUAACUUCAUUCUUGAGUAAAAGCAUCGAUGAGGAAUUCAGAAAAACCUUCUCCAAUGAAGGAAAUUAUGGCCCAUUCAAUGGAGUGAUCAAUAAGUUUUCACUUGACACUGAAAAAYUAAAACCAAAGUACMCGGAUGCAGGACUGCAGCUGACCUUUCUCAAGACAGAGGAGGAAAAGAUCAAGACAAAACUGAACAAAAUGAUUCGUGACAACAAAAAAGUAAUCUACAUGAGUCUAACAAAAACAGUUGAGGAAAUCAUGAAAGAGUGCUAUGAAGAAGCAGCAGAGUUUCGAGGAMAGAACACGCUGCAGAACAUAAGGCAAACAAUUCAGCACCAUGUGCACAAUUUUCAGAACAGCAUGUUUGAGAAAGCCAAAAAUGUCAUGUUGGAUCUUCUCCUCAAACUGAUGGUUUAUGUGUCAACGGAGCUUGGAAUGGUUCAGAAACUCUGCGAGGAGCUGAACAGCAGCAUGGAUGCAUAAAUAUCCUGAAAUGGAUACRMAUUUUUAAUCAAAUCAUAUYCCAUAUAAAUGGUAGUUUCUGUGAACUCUUUUUCCAGAUAAGUUGGCAAAAAUGUAUGAUACUUUGUAUUUUCUUUCAUUUAAAACAUUCUGACCUGGAAUUGUACUCUUAGCAUCAUUGCAAUGACUCAAUAUUCUGACAUUUGUGUAUCUUUGUUUCUGUUUUAUCACAAGAUGUAACAUGUGGCUCUGAUUGGCCACAAUAAAUCCUCUUUGUACAGAUUUGAUGUAUUGAUUUUGUUGGCACCUGUGUUGUAGACAUGAUUUAUAUGUUCUUUAAAACUGCCAGCAUUCCCAUUUAUUUUAAGCGAGCUGUUGGCAAGUUAAUACUAAGAAAUAAUAUCAAUAUAUUUUCAUAAUAAUGACAGGUCAGAACCUUUAUUCCUCACAAAAAAUUAUUGUUUUUGUUAUGUAUAUUUUCUGAAUGUUAAUAAUAAAUAAUGUUUGAAAUUUAUGUGUAUAAAUGUGUUAUUUGCUAACACAGCAACUAAUGUUUUCUGUCACCUUUCAUAUCCUGCAACAAAUAUAAAUGAUAUGAAUGUCAAUUUGUACAUUCUUGGCAAAAAUAUGCAUUUGUACAUUGUGUGAUAAAUGAAUAUUGUGAACGGUUGGGCUUUCUUAAUUGUACUUGUUCUACUGUGUWGUUGUUUUCAUUUWAAAAAUGUAAUCAUCUGUUGUAUUGUAGAAAUCAUAGGAACAUUUAAUAAAAAUACAUGUAAAUCUUA